This is a messenger RNA of Nematolebias whitei (Rio pearlfish), 713 nucleotides long. RefSeq names its product serum amyloid P-component. Lineage: Eukaryota; Metazoa; Chordata; Actinopteri; Cyprinodontiformes; Rivulidae. The transcript is spliced from 5 exons. The record is from RefSeq and is a predicted model, not a curated record. Bases 19 to 693 code for a protein of 224 amino acids.
CCUCUUGCAGUUAUCAAGAUGGAGCUUUUGCUCGUGUUCGUGUUGCUGACAACAUGUGCGGCAAAAACUCAAGAUCUGUCUGGUAAAAUGUUCACCUUCCCAAUGGAAACCAACAGAGCUCAUGUGAGGUUAAACACACCAAGACAGAACUUAGAGGCUGUAACAGUCUGUCACAGAUCUUUUACAGACCUCCAAAGAGACCACAUCCUAUUCUCCUUAGCCACACCCACUCAUACCAAUGACUUUUUGAUUUUCUGGGAUGCCACCAAUAAAGAAAUUGAGCCUCACAUCAGGGAUAAAAAGGUGGAGUUUAGAGGGCAGGACUACAAGCCAAACAUGUGGCACUCUAUCUGCACCACCUGGGACGCUGAGUCUGGACUGGUGCAGGUGUGGUUCAAUGGACAACCUUCCAUCAGAAAAUUUAUCACCUCAGGAGCAAACAUCGCAGGACCUGUUAUAAUUAUUUUGGGACAGGAGCAGGAUUCACAUGGCGGUGGAUUUGACAUCAAACAGUCUUUUGUUGGCAUGAUGUCUGAUGUCCACAUGUGGGACUACACUAUCUCCCCCUGUGAGAUCCAGAACUACGUGGACCAGCGAAACUUCACUCCAGGAAAUGUGCUGAACUGGAGCGCGCUAGAUAUUCAGAUUGUAGACAGAGUGUUGAUAGAAAAUAAAGUAGCAGUUUGUUACUAAACAUUUCCAAGUGCCAUUAG